Pleurotus ostreatus (oyster mushroom) is the source of this 495-nucleotide messenger RNA. RefSeq names its product delta subunit of the central stalk of mitochondrial F1F0 ATP synthase, atp16 (gene ATP16). The transcript has 4 exons. Gene Ontology annotation, biological process: proton motive force-driven ATP synthesis. The record is from RefSeq and is a predicted model, not a curated record. The coding region runs from base 1 to 495 and encodes 164 amino acids. Lineage: Eukaryota; Fungi; Basidiomycota; Agaricomycetes; Agaricales; Pleurotaceae. Gene Ontology annotation, molecular function: proton-transporting ATP synthase activity, rotational mechanism.
AUGUCUUCCCUCCGCCUUGUUUCGGCCGCUGCAAGACGCGUUCCGUCGUCGUUUGGAAUUGCUAGGCGCGGAUAUGCUGAAGCGUCCGACAAAAUAAAACUUUCUCUGGUCCUUCCCCACCAGGCAAUAUUCACGUCGACUGAGGUGGUUCAGGUCAACAUCUCGGCUGCUACGGGAGACAUGGGUAUCUUGGCCAACCACGUCCCCUCGAUCGAGCCUCUCCGUCCUGGCGUAAUUGAAGUUGUGGAAUCUGCUGGCGGGUCCAAGAAGUGGUUCGUUUCUGGCGGCUUCGCCACCGUGCAUCCCAACAACAAGCUUACUAUCAAUGCUGUCGAGGCGGCACCGUUAGAAGACUUCUCCGUUGAGGCCAUCCGGACCAAUCUUCAAGAGGCCCUUCGCGUGGCAUCUGGGAACGGUUCGGAGGAAGACAAGUUGGAGGCGCGCAUCGAAGCUGAUGUCUACGAGGCGCUGCAACAUGCCGUGUCAUCCAAGUAG